UUUGUUCGAUUCUGUUUCGCUGCUCUGGUUUUACAUUUCGUAGGAGAAACAUUUGGUGUGAAAUCGACGCGUGACCCUUGUUGAUUUGUGAAUAUCCUAAAUAAAUCGGUGCAAUGAACGUGUCGCUAGAGUAAUGUAAAGUUUCCCGUGUUGUUGUGUAGUGUUUCGUCCUCCUAGCAAUUCCUUCGUUUGUGUGCGUUGGUGGAGUGAAGAGAGCAUAAAAAACCAUUCAUCCCACCCACCCCCACCAGUGCCAGUGUCCGUCGACAGUCGUGUAAAUAUUUUCGCAAUCUUCAUAUGCGAUCAACACCUUGGUGCGCCACGGUCGUCGAACACAACCACAACGGAGAGCAUCAUCCCAGCUGCGUGUGCGAUGGAGUUGUGAUGUCAUCCGCGAAUUUGCAGACGAGAAUAUCCGGUUCGAUUGUUAGUUUUUGUGUUUAUUGUCUAAUGCUAGUGGUGGUUGGUGGUGCGCAUUCAUCGGCGAUGCUGCAUUGUUGAUUAAGUGUAUCGAGUUCGGAUGUGUGUGUGUGUGCGCGCUUGUGUAUGUGAGAGUUUUCUGUCCCUCUGUGUGCCUGGUCUGCUGCUGGUCUGGGUACAGAUUGUUUGGAAUUGAUUGAGUUGGCGCUGGGUCAUAGUUAGUUUGGUGGGCACGGUCCCAUUCCUCUCGAUCGUUGUUUUCUUCCAAGUGUAUGCGCAUAGUAAACGAGAAGCUGCUGCUGUGUUCCGCGACAGAGUGAAAGAGAGAUGCCGUGCCGUUUAUAGCCGUGUGACGGGGUCAACGAAACGGGCGACGCUGGCCACCCCAGUGUGGAGUGCAUUUAUGAAUUCAUGAGCUUUGGUGGGCAACGACAAUCUCACACUAUCCGUCUUGCGAGAAGUCCACAGCCCCCUGGACCCGCCCAUCGAAACGUGAGGUGAAUAUUAUUACGAUCAGCUCACAGCGACGGAUCAAACUGUGCGAAGCAUAAUUCACCUUGGAGGCCAGCGGAGGUGACGGUUGCUAUUCCACGGUUCAGUGCAUUGCAGCAUAAACAAAAACGCAGCAUCGCCAUCGCGGCGGGUCUCCAAGGAGCGAGGGAGAGCACAUCGGAGAACAAAGAAACGGAACGGAAGAGAAAGCAACAUAGCAGGCCACAAGAUGACGAACAUGCGACCGCCGAGUAAAAACAUACUGCUUAAAGUGGUCAUUUUAGGCGACGGAAAUGUGGGCAAAAGCUGUCUAAUGAAUCGCUUCGUUUCGAACUAUUUCGACGCCAACAGUUUCCACACGAUCGGGGUGGAAUUUCUGAACAAAGACAUUCAGGUGGACCAGGAACGGUUUACGCUGCAGAUCUGGGAUACAGCCGGACAGGAAAGGUUUCGUGCGCUGCGAACUCCGUUCUACCGUGGUACCGACAUUUGCCUGCUAACGUACGCCAUCAACGAUCGGCUAAGCUUCCGAGCGUUGGCCAGCUGGCGCGAUGAGUUCCUCCGGUACUACGACGUCAAUCCGGACCACUUUCCGUUCGUGGUCGUCGGCACGAAGAAUGAUUUGCCGCCGGCACAGCGGGAGGUUACGGCCGAGGAGGUGUCGCAAUGGUGCCAGGAGCACCACAUAACCGCUUACAUCGAAACGUCGGCCAAAACGUCCGAAAAUGUGGCGACUGCCUUCGCGCUGGCGGUACAGCAGUGGCGAAAGCUGGAACGAUCGACCGAGCGGGAAUUGCGCGCUCAGGGACAGGAUACGAUCGAUUUGAUGAAGAGUGUCAACCUGAACGCGAACCGCAAUCGGUUCUGCUGUGCGGGACUGGGCCGCCCAACGGCCAACACGAUGCAGGACGACGACGAUUAUCCGAACUGAGUGUGAUCGGUUCCUGUUGAUAGGCAGGAUCGAUAAGUAUGUGAUAAGAGAUUCUGUUAGACGGUUGUGCGGUGGACAGAAUCAGCAAACGGGACAGCUUUUGUUUCAACUGCUGGCAGCAGCAUGAUUAGGGUUAGUCAUUUCUAAUGGUAGUUGGGUUGUGGUUUGAAAUGUAAAGUAAGCACAAAGUCGACGAGAAGGUUGGAGGAAAUUCUUCUCACGUGUUUUCUCCAUCCGUGCAUCACUUUCAAUGGCGUCAUAAACACGGUGUGAAGUGGAGAAGUGAUUUUGAGAUUUAUAGACACUAUUUGCACAAUCUUUCAACAAAUGGCACAUUGAGUAUUGUGAGUCCGGUCAGUGGCUUUACACUUCCAAACGGGCAGCGUACUAGAACGAGACACAAUUGUACAGAUCUUUACGCCUCAUUGCUUGCGCGUACGUGGCCAGAUGCGAUGUGUCGCGGGUAUUGUGGUUGUUUUUUUAAGCUUCAGCUGGCUGAAGGUACUGGACAAGCGUCACACAGAUGUAAAAACGCAACGGUGGCGCACAAUCUAAAUGAUUGUUCCUCAGUUGGUUGAAUGAAACAGCUAAAAGCAAGGGAUUUAUUUGGAUCCAAUUUUAAGCUGUUUAUUGCGUUCAUAUGUGUAUUUUAUUUUAUGAAAACAAUUCGUAGGAAGUGUUUUGUAUUGGUUUAGUUGAACUAAGCCUGUGUUUUUCCUGUGCACUUUAUACCCAACGCGGUGAUCGCUUUGGUAAAGCAGCAGUGUUAUGAGUGCUUGAGAAUUUUUAUUUAAACAGUCUUUUAUAGAUUGUGUUUAUAUUACUAGUGAAUGCAAUAUUACCAACGGACGGGACCUAGUCGUUGGAUAGUAUUGCUUAACAUUUGCAAUAAUACUAAUUUAUAGCCCAAAUAUUUAUUUCAUAUCAAUUAAUUCUGAAUGUCGCAUGCUGCUAAAUCAAUGCUGUCGGAUUUUUGAAUGAAAGUUGUGUAAAAAGUUCACAAACCACAAGGACGAUCUUGCAAACUAUUUAGAAAGUUUGUAAAAGGAAAGGAGACUUGCAUACAAACAAGGUUUCAGUUUUUUAUAUGUUCAAAUGGUGCUUUUAUUGAAGUAUUGUAUUGUAGAACGAAAUUGUGAGAAGAUAAUGAAGUUAUUUUAUUAGUACGAUUUAUCCACUGCGACAAACCACUAUACAUAAUAUGGUCCAUAGAAAUUGGUGUCCUUUUUAACAUAAACAGCGAUAGAAAAGCACAACAUUAUUUUCGAUGCGUCUAAGAUUAACUUUUGUGCGUACGUUUUUGGUUCAGUUCCAUACUCAUUUAAUGUACACUGUAGAAGCAAAAACAAACUACAUACAAACUAAUAUUUACGUACCUGAUCAAUCUGAAGCGUAGAGCUGAGUGUAAAUGCUCAUCAUUGAACUGGAAAAGGCAACAUUGCACUGUAGACAGUUUUUAUUUACUUUAUUUUCACUGAAAAUCGCUGGAAAAGCUGUUGGAUGUGUACAGUUUACGAUAACACAAUGCACAUCGCCUAAUAAAUCAUAAUUACUAUCCACUUGAAAGGAGAGACUAAUGUGCUAUCCGUCUAGACGUCAGUCAGUAAGGAGAUUCAUUUAAAUGUUUCACACAUUCCGUUUGCGUGUGUUUGUAAGAUAAUUAUAUUUUAGCAAUUUAGGCAGACUGUGCCGUGUGUGGCUUUUCCCGGAAUGCACGUCUUCCCAUUUUUUGGUGCGUCAUUUGUAUUUUGGUGCGCUUUCGUGUGUAUCCUUGGGACAGAGAGCUUAGGUUAGAUUACAUUCAUUAUGCUUAAAGCGCUGAAAAAAUACAUCAGUCGUUGGGACAUGAAAUCGAACCAGAGUGAGAGGAAUGUGUUUAGUGUAGUGAUAAGCAUAUGGCGCAACAAAAUGCAGCCUGGUGCGGUGCAUGGAGUUUUUGAAACAGAGGAUUGCACUGGACAGAUGUAGAGAUAGAUAGAGAGAGAGAGGGAUAGAAGAAGGAUCGUAAAACGCUAUUUUGUAAGCAUUUUCAACUUUGUGCAACCCGUACCGCUGUACAGACACGAUUGUAUAAUAAAGCAAAUUAAAAAUUCAA
Messenger RNA from Anopheles gambiae (African malaria mosquito), 3938 nucleotides. RefSeq names its product ras-related protein Rab-9B (gene Rab9). Gene Ontology annotation, biological process: retrograde transport, endosome to Golgi. Lineage: Eukaryota; Metazoa; Arthropoda; Insecta; Diptera; Culicidae. Gene Ontology annotation, molecular function: GTPase activity; GTP binding. The record is from RefSeq and is a predicted model, not a curated record. The coding region runs from base 1142 to 1843 and encodes 233 amino acids. Gene Ontology annotation, cellular component: late endosome; lysosome; phagocytic vesicle. The transcript has 3 exons.